Molecule: messenger RNA, 1527 nt
Organism: Diatraea saccharalis (sugarcane borer)
Lineage: Eukaryota; Metazoa; Arthropoda; Insecta; Lepidoptera; Crambidae
Source: the annotation of a GenBank genome assembly
ACCUAUGAUUAUGAACAGCUGAUUAGCGUAGCGUCAUAAAAUAUCAGCUGUGUUAUCUAUUAUAUCGAACAGUGUGACAACAGUAAUGUUCGGAACCAGUUGUGUACCGUAGAAUUAAACGGUUAUCAUCAAUACUUACAAAAUGUUAUUAUAAUUGAACCAAAAUGUUGAAACAUAUCAAAAUGCUGUCACCAACACAAAUACUAAUGAUCGUGUCAUUUCUGGAUAUGUUUAGCGUCGGCUUGAUAAUUCCUCAGCUACACCAACAAGCAUUGUUAUUAGGCUGUAGUCAUGUGCUUAUUGGCAUCAUGGGUGCAGUAUAUUCAGCUUCUCAGCUCAUUUCUGGGCCCAUAAUCGGAAAUCUAAGCGACUUAAAGGGCAGGAAACCGGCCCUAUUGUUCACUUUCACUACAUGCGGAGUAGCAUAUUUGUUAUUAGGUAUCACAACGUCGGCGUUAAUAUUCUUUAUAUUGCGAUUCAUUCUUGGUGUCGUCAAACAAACACAAUUAUUGACAAGAUCCAUAGCACCUGAUUAUGUGAAGGAACCUGAACAGCAUUCAGGGUUAUUUGGCAAAAUGUCAACGCUGUCUGGAAUUGGAAUGUCCGUCGGUCCAAUGGUCAGUGGACAUUUGGCAGAAGCCUUUCCUGAUAAUGGAUUCACCAUAAUAGCCUUUGUUGUGGCUGUUAUAUACACUAUUAAUACGUAUCUCAUAAAUAUUUUACCUGACAAUGAGAAAACCAGCAAACUAAGCGAUAAUGAGGAAAACAAAAGGGAGGAGUCCAGUGUUGCACCAAAACUAAUCGACUCUGUAAAGAGAAGCUUUGGAGAAUCCGUCGAUGAUUUGAAAAAAGUCAAUUGGGUUGUAUACUGGGACGUUUUCAUAUACAGGCUCAUUAUUUCCCUAUGUAUGGGGAUGUACUUUAGUAGUUUCGCAGUAUUUUUAAAAACAGAACAUAAUGUAUCGCCGAAAUAUUUAGGUUACAUUAUCGCUUUUAAAGGAGCAAUCUCUUCUUUUUGUACAUACUUCAUUGUUCACAUUAACAGAUUAUACAAAACUGAUAGUAAUGCCACAGAAAGGACUUUCCAUGUCUUUUUAGCUAUAACUGUGGCUUUCUUGGGAAUGGGAUUAGCUAGUACGUUGUAUGUAUAUAUUUUGUUCAUUAUACCGUUAGCUGUAGGUGGAGCGGUAGGUAAAGUGACUAAUUUAGAGAUGAUAGUCAAAAAAGGUAAUGAUGAACAUAGAGGUUCUAUUAUAGGAGCCGCUGGUAGCGUAAGGUCAUUGUCAGGUGUGGUCACACCACUUCUUUCGGGAAUAAUCAGUGAGUACAUGGGCGUUCCGUAUGUGAUAAUCUUUGCUGCUAUAUUUGCUUCUAUCGGUGUUGGAAUAAGUUACAAGAUUAGAACUUCGUUAGUGCCAGAUAAACAUAAAAACGAUUAAUUAUAUCAUAAAAUUUAUUAGAUAUUUAAUAUAAGAGUGAAAAAAUCUGUGAUAUGCUUUCAGUUAUUGUUGAAAUAAAGAUUUUUGU